Molecule: messenger RNA, 5291 nt
Organism: Tachyglossus aculeatus (Australian echidna)
Lineage: Eukaryota; Metazoa; Chordata; Mammalia; Monotremata; Tachyglossidae
Gene: IKZF5
Product: IKAROS family zinc finger 5
Exons: 5
Coding region: 209-1453 (414 amino acids)
Biological process (GO): regulation of transcription by RNA polymerase II
Molecular function (GO): DNA-binding transcription factor activity; RNA polymerase II cis-regulatory region sequence-specific DNA binding
Source: RefSeq, a predicted model, not a curated record
ACGGGGCGGCGGCGGCGGCGGCCCGCAGAACCCUGUAGGCCUUUUCAAUUUUAGUUGAAUUCCUCUCGAUGGCCUUUUGGAGUCCAUCGGCGCAUCGCCGGAGUGAAUCUCUGAUACUCGGCUAUUCCUCAAUGUUAGAGUGGGAAGAAAGAAGUGGAACUGAUUUGGGUUGAAAAGGUACAAGGAGUCGUCAACGCCCGCAGUGAAUAUGGGGGAGAAGAAACCAGAGCCUCUGGAUUUCGUGAAAGAUUUUCAGGAAUAUCUCACUCAACAGACCCACCAUGUGAACAUGAUCUCGGGAUCAGUGAGCGGCGACAAGGAAGCAGAAGCUCUUCAGGGAGCCGGGACGGAUGGCGAUCAGAAUGGACUCGACCACCCGUCCGUUGAAGUUUCCCUGGAUGAAAACUCAGGAAUGUUAGUGGAUGGGUUUGAAAGGACGUUCGAUGGGAAGCUAAAAUGUCGCUACUGCAAUUACGCCAGUAAAGGAACGGCGCGACUCAUAGAGCACAUCCGAAUCCACACAGGAGAGAAGCCUCACCGGUGUCACCUGUGCCCGUUCGCGUCAGCCUACGAACGGCACCUGGAGGCCCACAUGCGGUCCCACACGGGCGAGAAGCCGUACAAGUGCGAGCUGUGCUCCUUCCGCUGCAGCGACCGGAGCAACCUGUCGCAUCACCGGAGGCGCAAGCACAAGAUGGUCCCGAUCAAGGGGACCCGGUCCUCGCUGAGCAGCAAGAAGAUGUGGGGGGUGUUGCAGAAGAAGACGGGCAACCUGGCCUACAGCAGGAGGGCCUUGAUCAACCUGAGCCCCCCCUCCAUGGUGGUUCAGAAGCCGGACUACCUGAACGACUUCCCCCACGAGCUCCCCGCCAUCCAGCCGGACGCUUACGAGAGCAUGGCCAAAGCCGCCCCGCCCCUGCCGCGGGACCCGCAGGAUCUCCUGGUGGAUAACCCCUUAAAUCAGCUGUCCACGCUGGCGGGGCAGCUGUCCAGCCUGCCGCCCGACGCCCAGGCCCCGGCGUCCCCCGAGGCCGGGCCGGGCCCCGACGAGAAGCCCUUCGCCGUCCAGCAGCCGACCGGCCCGCCGGCCGGCCCCGCCGGCCUCCCCCAGGGCUCCUCCCCGGCCAGCCCGGAGCCCCGGCCCGCCCACGGGCAGCGGAACUACAGCCCCGUGGCCGGGCCCAGCAGCGAGCGCAGCGCCCGCACGAGCACCCCGAGCAUAAGCAACAGCCAGCCGAGCACCCCGGCCCCGACCCUGCCGACCCAGGAUCCGCAGCUCCUGCACCACUGCCAGCACUGCGACAUGUACUUUGCGGACAACAUCCUGUACACGAUUCACAUGGGGUGCCACGGCUUUGAGAACCCCUUUCAGUGUAACAUCUGCGGCUGCAAAUGUAAAAACAAGUACGAUUUCGCGUGCCACUUUGCCCGGGGGCAGCAUAACCAGCACUGACGACCGGCGGGCGCGCCGCGCUCCCUCCGGCCGCCCGACGGGAUCUCCGGGCUCCCGGUUCCCCCCGGCGAGGCGUCCGCUGACCGGGAAAGGCGGGCGUUCCCUCUCCGGGGGCGGGGGGAACGCGGGACGGGAGGCUGGGGGGCUCCGACCUCCGGCGUCGGAGGUUGGAGGGCGGAUUUACACCUCUCACGCGAGAGCCCGUGAGAACUUGGCGAUCGGGAACGCCGCCCCGGUUAUCUGGAUCUCCAGAUCCGUUCUGCCACUCGGUUCUCAGAAAGACUCCUCUCCCCGCCCCGCGUCGUAUUUUACGCCGGGUAAACCCGGUCCCGGCCGAUAGAAAGCUCAAGUGGGAGCAUUCGGCCCCUAGGGAAGUCCGUAACUCUGGACUGAAUCUUUUUAAAUCCGCGUGGUUGCCGCGGUUCGGACGCCGGUUCAGCGUCACUGAUAGAGCAGAGAAUGUAAAGACUAUAUUUUUGUACGAGGCCCCGUGCAAGCCCGUCACGGUAAAAAAAAAACACACUAAAAUGCUUUACCGACUAGUACUUAACUAGAUCUUUGAGGAUUUGCAAGUAUUUUCAGAACAUCUCGCUUCAUGACGCUUCAUUGCCAGGAGCAAGAGAAGAAAGUAGGAUUUAAUGUUGAAAAAACCCAUUUCUUCAUUUCUAGCUUUAGACAGAGACAGGGCUGCGUUCUGGUUCCGACCCGCUUUGAACGCGAUACGCCGGUUCACAUCGACUACUGUUACUUAACGGCCCCUGAGACGAAACCGUUAGCCGUGUCGCAGAGGUGAUGUCCCUGAAAAAUUAAAAAAAAAAAACAAAAAACCUUUCCUUCAUCAUGCACUUUUUCUUUUCUAACUUAUUUCCAUUCUGAUGCUGCAAGGAAAAGCGAUUGUAUUAACCCUAUCGUGAUGAGAGGAGCGUGUUCUUAAACUAGGCGACGGUACUGAGCAACGUGUCUCCGUACUGAUCAUUUCGUGCCGGGAGAGAGAGAUUAUAUAUCGCGAGAUUAUGAUUUACGGUUAUCCCCACUGUCUUCCGUAUAAAAAGUUUUGGAGUCGGGCGUCUUCUCAUCCAUCAGUCAUUUCUGAGAAGAGAACCUGAAGGAUGGUUGGAGAGGAACAAACUAUCUAUUUACUUUUUGAGUGAGAGGAAGGCCGUUGGCAUCCGGAUCUCAGAUUCUCCUAUAAAAAAGAAAUCUAGUCGAUUGGCAGUAUUUCCUUUGAGAUUUACAUCGUUGUGUUCCUCUGGCCUUAGGCCCAUAGCCUCUCCCAAUUUCAGGAACAGGUGGCAAGGCUGAUGUUGCGUUUAACGAGAUUUUCCAAGUCCGGAAGAGGAAGGCGUGUUUUUGACAAAUUUCAGCACCGUCUAGAUGCCUGCGGUCGCUGUUAUUUCGUAGGGAUUCUGGAUUACGUCAUUUGAUAUUUUUUCCCAGUCGUCUCAGUAGGCAGUUUUGGAAAAACAUGCGUGAACGUAACGAAAAUAUUGGUAAGCCCUCUCUGAGAAAAGAAUCCAGAGCAUUUUUGUGUGUGUGUGUGUUUCUCCUGUUGUGAGACUAGGGGUAAAUGCAGGACCAAAUUCAAUCCAGUCUGAUAGUGCUGUGCUAUCCCAUAGUAGGAAGAUUCUGGUUGGAAAAAUAUGAAAUUUGACAAGCAAAAUGGCCCGGUCAAAAAAAGAAGGGGCAGUGGCAUUAACUUGGGAUUUCUCCGUACGGUUUUAAGAACGGUACCGAUCAAAGGUUUCACGGUGACCAAAAUUCCCUCCAACUUUAGAAUUUUAAAAGGCGCCGGUAAAUAUCUGUCAAGUAAAUUCUCGUAUCUCAAAACGGGUGGAAUUGUUUUCUUCCGCUUUCUGACCCCCUGGGAAAUCAUUCGGUGUGCCCCUUUUGGGAUGUAGUAUUAGAUGCGUGAAUUAAGUUAGCUCUGAUCGCUUCACGGAGUAUUGCUUUUUGUCAGAUAGCGACUGUAGCAACUCUGAUUGUGUCUUUCCCCCGAGAGGUCUAGGGGCUGAAGGUGGAAAAGCUGAGAUCUUUGCUUGGAAAGGUCGUCUUCCGCUCCGUUCCUCAGUCCCGUCGUCACUCUGGGCCGGAAUCUCAAAACGCCGGCCUUGGACGGAAGAACACCCGUGGAAGCCAUCUCAAGAGAGCCCGUUUGCGAAUCAUUUGUUCCGAGCGAUGCAAUCUGGAUACACACAGCCAUACAUUCCCCCGCGGAAGCACUCGGACAGCUGGUGCCUCUCCCGAUUUCCAUUCGGCACCGACGCGGUGGCGACGUAGCUGUCGGCAGGCCGAAAGAAGGCCCGAAACUCAGCCUCCACGCUGUUUUCCGAGGGGGGAGGAAACGACAGCCGUGCCGAUCCGACGUCCAGGAAAAUCGGGCUUUCGCCUAUAUGCAGAAAGCCCGGUCACUGACGGGGGGGGACCGGACGCGCACCUGGAAACGUGCAAUAGCGGAAACGCACGGAAACGGGGUCUGGCGUGUUCUUGCUGGCGUUGGAAAUUUGGCGGAACGUGGCCGGGAUCAGAUUUCAGAUCCGGAAAAGUGUAAAAAGCCGAAAGGUGCCGGUGGUUGCCGAACUGAGAGUUUCCAGAUCGAAGAGGAAAACAGCGUGUUGUUCGGUGCGCUCCUCCUUAAUUUGGGGAAUCGGUCCCCCAAAACAAAAAGACGAGUAAGUCUAGAUUUUAAUCGUAAAAGAGGAUUACAGAUAAGCUUCAUAAAAAACAGCAUAGUACCCUGUUGGAGCUAAACACUGGCAGAUUACUCUUCUUCUUCCCGUCGCUCGGAUUAGAUUUUUUCCCGAAGGUAUUUCCAAUUGGAAAACCUCAAAGGAAAGGAAGUUUUCUGGUAAUUUUCUACUAAGGAGUAUACACUAAUAUCUGCUAGAAUUCAAAGAGCACGAUCGAUAUUUUAAAACGAUCUGCUUAAGAGCCAGGUGGAUUCAGCUCGUUUGGAAGGGCGCUGCCGGGUACUGAACUCAUCUGCGUUAGUAGCUUGGAAAAAUCGGCUUUGGCACGGAAAACUUCAGUUCUAUUUAAACGCGUCCACAGUGUGACUUGGAAAAUCUAUAUUUGGAAAAGACAUCAACUCCGAUACUUGAGUUACCUGAUACGCAUUCCCCCCCGUUUUAUUUUUAAAUCAAAUAUUUUAUAGAUAACAAUUUUGGGGAAUGUUGUACGUGCACUAUUUAUAGUACUUUACUCUUAACGGGCAUAUUUUAAUGUUCUGAAACUAAAUUUAUUUUUGUUCAGUGAACAGUCUAACAGCUUAGAUUUUAAAAAUGGGUAGAUAACUUAUCUCCGCUUCUAUUUUUUUUAAACUGUGAAGAGACUUAACAGAAUGCUUUUAUUUCAGAUCUCGCAAAGGCGGUGUAUAGGUACAGCUUCUUGAAAUUCAAGUAAAUUAAAAAAAAAAAUGGAUGGGGGGAGGGAAGGGUGUUGAAAAAUCCCACCGGAUGUUUCCCGAUGCCGUUCCGGAGCAGAAAUCGACGUCGCCGCGGAUCGGGUCCGACGGAGGGAACGCGACCGACGAAACGUCGUAGACGGGGGCCGAGAGCGCGUCCGCCCGACGCGCUGGGGGCAGAAAACACCGUUCCCCGCCGAGGAACCGAUCGCUUGAGUCGAGUGUAUCUGCUUCUGGUAUUUGCUUUGCUAAUAUGUAUUUUGAUGUAAAGAGCAGAGUUUAUAAGCGGGUGAAACCGGCGUUUCAGCUGCAGGAUAGAUUAUAUCGUGUAGUGAUGCUGUUUCCAGAAAACAGUUCAAUGCUGAAAUCACUCUAUCUACCGUAGUUGAUUGUGAAGCUUUGCUUUUGUAAACUAUUAAUAAAAAUAACAUUUUCUAA